This is a messenger RNA of Monopterus albus (swamp eel), 6183 nucleotides long. It is a transcript of the gene sytl2b, whose product is annotated as synaptotagmin-like 2b. Gene Ontology annotation, molecular function: neurexin family protein binding; small GTPase binding. The coding region runs from base 1 to 4953 and encodes 1650 amino acids. The record is from RefSeq and is a predicted model, not a curated record. Gene Ontology annotation, cellular component: exocytic vesicle; plasma membrane. NCBI's taxonomy places the organism in Eukaryota, Metazoa, Chordata, Actinopteri, Synbranchiformes, Synbranchidae. The transcript has 19 exons. Gene Ontology annotation, biological process: intracellular protein transport; exocytosis.
AUGAUCAACCUGAGCCACCUGACGGAGGAGGAGCAGGAGAAGAUAAUGGUGGUCCUGAGGCGGGAUGCUGAGCUGAAAAAGGCGGAGGAGGACCGAAUCAGAAAACUGGAGAAAAUACUGGAUGGUGGCUCACACCCGGAACCCAAGCUGAAGUGCCUGAGUGGGGAGUGGUUUUACGAGGUUAAAUCUCGCAGACACACGGAUAAAAUCCACGGCUCAGAAAUCAUCUUGGCCUCCAUGAAACACUGGAAAGCUGCUGAUGGAUCUCCUACAGCUGAAAGGGUCAAAACACCCAGCACACAAGGAUCAAAUGUCGCCACUCCACCGAAACCUGCCAGAAGUUGGGAGGCACUAAAGCCACAGGAGAUAAAAGAUGGAGACGGACUGAGUCAAAGUUCAGCACGCCGCUCUCAAAGAAUGUCAAGGCACAACCCGUUCGACCGUUCUUCCAUUAUUGUUUAUGAGCCACCUGAAAAUAACGAUGUGCCAACCAUUAAGGACCAGAGGUUUGGACCAGAGGAGCAGGAGUGCAAAUCUCCACUGAAGACUGCCCCAGCAGGUGAUGGCAGUCAGAAUUCAGGGGGCUCUAUCACAUCAGAGGGCUCCUCUGUAGGGUUAAGGCCAGUGCCAAAGAAGAGGAAAUUUCUUUCAAACUAUAGCAGUCAUCAGGCAGAAAGCAGUGGCCUGAGCUUAGACACUCGGGAAGGGUCAGAAGAGCUUCCUCCUGCCCCGAGACAAAGCCUCCAGCAGGGGCCCUUAGAGAGCCCUAACCUGUCCUUGUUGAAGAGCCCAGAUGAUAGGCCUCAGCCUGAAAUGCCUGAGAUAGGUGCACUCCAACUGUCUUCUCAGCCUUCCAGCUCUGCAGAUAAAGCCUUCCAGGAACCACUGUUUGAUGUGUUUCAGAAGUCUAGCCCGGAGAGAGAAAGAACCCCUCCGACAACAAGAGACAGACUAACCACAUAUACCAGAGGUGAUGGAUCCACAGAGCGAGAGGAAAGAGAUGAUCAGGCACAAAGAGAGUCCAACACUUUCAUCCUGCCCACCAGCAACAUUCAGGACUCAAACAAAGAAACUAACAGCAGUGUUGCAACAGCAGCGAAACAGGAAGACCUGAGCAUCACCCAAAGUACUGUGGAUCCAGAUCCUCCUGUAUCUUACGAUCUCAACUUCAUUGAUAAAUCUAAUCAGCAAAAGCAGAAGAAAUCAAAACAAAAACAUGUGCUCAAAUUAUCCCCUCAGGCCACCAGUCCCACUGGUGAUGAUGGGGACUCCAUUGCAAAGGUGCUGGACUGGUUCAGCCGCAGCACAGACAGCAAUGAUUGGCUAGAUACAGAAGAUGAAUAUGAGAGCUCUGACAAACAUGCUGAAAUUAGCAAAUUAAGAAGUGAAGAUUCAUUGACAAAUGAUGCUGGGGAAUUUGAAAGUGAUGAAAAGAGGGAAACUCCUGAAAUGAAGAGAAGUCUCUUACAAAGACAGAUCAGUGAGGCUAAAGAUUCAAUAGCAACAGAUGGAACUGACAACAAAGAACAGAGUGAAACACAAGAGGAUGUGCUGAAGGAAAUCCAGUCACAGCAAUUGAAAGAUAAUGACAAUGAAUACCAAGCAGCGAACAUUUCUCAUUUGAAGUCAUUCUGGGAACAGUGCACCACAGGCCCUAAGGUUACCAGCAAGUCAGUCACGUCCAGCAACAAAGAACAGAAACUUGUUCACCUGUCAGCACAGAAAGAUGAGGAGAACAUGAACAAACCCCAUGAAAUGUCUGAUAUGACCCCUGGAAUGUACAGUGAGAGGGGGAUUUAUGAUGACUACACCUCAAAACAUGGGGAGGAAAGAGAACAAAAGUUUGUAACCAGUGCACAUAAUGAUACUGAGGACAGUGUACAUUUAAAUAACCAACACACAGACAGUCUGGUUAUAAAUACUUCAACUCAGAUAAACAACAAUGACCCAAUACUCAGCUCAAAUAAUUUAAAGUCACCAUCCAGUCCCAAAGUAGCAGACAGAAAUGAUUCAGAUAUGGAGAUUUUAGGUGUAACCAGUCUGGAGCCAAAGCCAGCCACUCAGUCCAGAGUGAGUCCAGAAUGGGAAAGCAUCUCUACAGUGAAACCAGAUCUAGGGUCUGACAGUGUUUCCCAAUCUAGAGAAACUUCACAGCAAGAAGAGCCAUCAGUGACUAUUCCUCUGUCUCAGCUGGGUACAGAUCUCCAACGAAAGGAUGGUCCAGACUCUAAGAAGCUCUGUCUGUCCAGAAACAAGCAAGGUGGGUUCAGUGCCCAAAUCGUGCCUAAAGCACAAGCACAAGCACACAGACUAUCAGAAGACAUAAAGAGGAUGGACAGUGAGGAUAAAAACAUGCAAUCAAGCACGUCUCCUAGAAAAAUAGAGGAGGAGUCCAGUAAAGACCGAACUAACAGUCCACAUCAAGAAAGUACAGCAGAGAAGAUUAAGCAGCUCAAAUCUUUCUGGGAGCAGGAUAAGAACAAGCCUAUGCCUUACAAUGAUAAACCAAAAUCUCUUGGUCCAAAACUCAAUAAACGACUGACAAAGUCAGAGUAUGAUCUAAGUUCAGUUGGAAAUGGCUUAGGUAGUAAUGAGGACGACUCCAAUAGAAAUCAGCACACUGUUGCUCCAUUGAAUCGGACGACAGAAAUUUUGUCUCCUGGCCUGAGCCGAACACAGUUCGACACUCUGCGUGAAUUCUGGGAUGCAGGCAAAUCAGAUACCAAGGAAUCAGUGUCCUUUGUCAAACCCCAAAGCCCCAAAACAAAACAGCCAGUAAAUGCCCAGUGCCCACCUCAGGAGUUGCAGUGUGAUGACCCUAAGAUUUACCACACAUCCCCCACUGUUGAGACAACAACACCAGCUGCCUUGAAAUCGACUCCACCUCUACAGAAACAAUCAAAUUUGCCGCAUGACAAACUGAUGGGUUCUGGGACAACAGUGAAUGACAGCAAAAAGAACCACAACCAGUCCAGUUAUACUACAGCUGAGUCCAGAAGAAGCUCCAAAGACUCAAAUACAGAGGAGAACUCCACAAAACCAAAAAGCAGUUCAGGAAAACAGACUCAUUCUCCUAAGAGCAAAAAAGAAAGCUUGAGCAAUUUAAGCAGUGGUGGAAAUUCUUUACUCCAUAGCACAAGCAUGUUCGCUCUGAGUGAUGCUGAUGAAAUAGAUCAAGGCCAGAUUGAAAUGGAUUCAAGCCACGUCCAUUCCCAGAGCAAAAAGCAGACACAAAACACUGAAAAGGAUGCUGUACUGACAAGCUCAUCAAAGGAAACGGAGACUCCGAUUCCACGUGCACGCACAUUCGUUCCCAAACACAACCAGCAUUGCUUGGGGAUUACAGAUACAACUAGUGUCCCCACCUCGCUUUCCCUGGCUGUAAAGGACGAGGGAUCGGAGGGCAAAUCUGAAUGUGAAGUAGACCUGAGCAGUCCGCUGACAGCCAGCACCCCAGUAAGUUCAGGGGGACGUUACAGCAGGAAGGCCUACCAGAAGAGUCGGCGCUGUGCAUACAACAGCAGCUCAGACACAGGCCAGGAGUCUCCUGUGAGCAGCACUUCAGAAACCUGGUCUAACUCGAGGAGCAGUUCAAAUCGUGACGAUGACAGCCAGCACCCUGUAAGGAAAGCGCUGAGGCGAGCACAAGCGCGGCCAAAAUAUCUGGCUAAAAGUAUGGGUGACAUCACAGCAUCCUUAUCGCCACAAGAAGAAAGAAAACAUGGCACAACUGCUGACAUGAGACGCUCUAGUGAAGUCAACCUCCCUUUGGUGUCAUCCAUCCCGUCCUCCUCCUCACCAUUAUUUUCGGAUCCAGACCACCUGAAGAAGAUGAGUAAAUCAGUUCCUUCAUUCAUAGAGAAGGAGGAUGCUGACAAUGACUCCAGUGAGGACAGUUACUACCAAGGAAGACCAAAGAUUGGCCGCUCAAUGACAAACCUCACUAACUCCUCUGGCAAGGCGUCUAUGUCUUCUUUGAGUGGAAGUGUGAUGACCGUGUACAGUGGGGACUUUGGGAAUAUUGAUGUUCAGGGAAACAUACAGUUUUCCAUUAGCUACAUUCAGAAGCUCAAAGAGUUUCACAUCUUUGUGGCUGAGUGCCGAAACUUGGCUGCAGUUGACCUGAAGAGGGGUCGCUCCAAUCCGUAUGUCAAAACCUAUCUAGUUCCUGACAAAGCUAAUCUGGGAAAGAGGAAAACAUCUGUAAAAAAGAAGACACUAAAUCCAACUUUCAACGAGAUCCUUAGAUAUCGUGUUUCCGAGGAGGACCUGAGAGCGCAGACGCUCAUUCUCUCCGUUUGGCAUCAUGACACCUUUGGCAGGAACAGUUUCCUAGGCGAGGUAGACGUGGACCUCUCCAAGUGGUACUCUGACCACCCCCAGAUGAAUGACCUAGCCCUGAAAGCAAGGACUACACCUUCUCUUGGGCCAUCAAAUGUGCGAGGACAGAUGAGACUAGCAGUACGUUUCCUGCCACAGAUCGCCCGCAGUGAAGGCAAAGCUAAAGAUGGUGAAAACAUUGGAGAGAUUCACAUUUGGGUGAAAGAAUGCAAGAACCUGCCUCUAAUCAGGGCCACCAUUGAUCCAUAUGUUAAGUGCUUCCUGCUGCCAGACACAAGCAGGAAGAGUCGGCAGAAGACACGUGUGCUGCGGAGAACAGUGAAUCCAGUGUUUAACCACACAAUGGUGUACGAUGGCCUCAGAGAGGCUGAUCUACAGGAAGCCUGUCUGGAGCUCACUGUCUGGGACCGAGACAAGCUAGCCAGUAACCUGCUGGGGGGUGUGAGGCUUGGAGCCGGAACAGGCAGAAGUUAUGGAGCACUGGUGGAUUGGAUGGACUCAGCUUCUUGUGAGGUGGCCCUGUGGGAGCGCAUGAUAGCUUCCCCGAAUGAAUGGGUGGAGGAUAUGCUCCCAUUACGAAUGAUGAACUCUACAAAAACUACUUUAAAAUAAGUAGAAGUAAACCACAUACCAUGCUGAAAAACCUGGUAAAUGAAUCGUUUAAAAAAUCCAGUGCAAUGAUGUCAUUUAGUUAAGAAAGCUUUCUGGGGCUUUUUAAAAAAUCUGAUGAAAAAUAAGGACAAUGGAGUGAAAAACUGGAACCAACCAAAUGAUUAUAAUUUUAGAGCAACUUGUGGAGCCACCUAACAAACCAAAUUCCUAAAAAAGUGUGGCACUGUCAACACUUAGGGAUUUUUGUUGAAACUCUACAGGUGCUUAGAAAAAGAAUAAUUAAUAUCACACAAUAAAUAAACUCCUCUGGUGUGCGAGGUGUAUAUAACUCCAGGGAAUGGCAAAACUGGAAGCUUUUAUUCAGGUAGGGUAGGGAAGAAGAAUUUUAAGACACCUACUGGCCUGUGUGUUGGCUUUUGCCUUUUUAAGGGUGUUGAAACAAGAAUGACACUGAACAACAAGCAUCACAGUGGUACACAGGGAAAUGUUAUAAAGAAACCACACAUGAAUCACACAGCUCUAAACCCCUAAUAAAAACAUAUUAAAGCUGACUUACAACUAACAAAUUCAUCACAAUACCAGACCUCCCCCCAUCUGUCUAGUAGCAUUCAUGUUUGAAUACCUUGAAGAAUGGUUCAAAUUAUAUUUUAACCUCUUGAAUAAAGGUUUCUGUUGUGGGAAUACUGUAGGUAUUCCCAUCAGUUUCUUUCCUAAAGCGAAGUCUUAGUGUGCAGCACACCUCUUUCCUAUCUAAAUUAAAAGCCAAAUUAUCAAGAUAUUCAGAAAUCCGUUUAGUAGUAUUAACCAACAUCAACAGUAAGUAAUGUGAUGGCAAAUGGUAACAGUAGCAAAUGAUGUUAUUCAAAUGUCUACAACAAUAACAAUUACAAAUGUCAGGGUUACUGUAUAGAGGGCAUUUUUACAUCUGAUUCUACAUUUCAGCAUUUAGUAUUUACUUUAUUUACUCUCUCUUGUUGUAUCCUUAAAGCUUAUGCUUAGGGAGCUGUAGCUCUCCCUUAAGUAAUUUUACCUUGACAUGUCCUCUGUUAGGAAAUUCUAAAACACUGGGUAAUACAAUUUUGGUUGCACUGGACCUUUAUAUCACCAACUGAUGUUACAGCCUUUAGUCAUCUAAGCUGCUGUAUCUUCUGGAAACCUUACUUCUCAGACUAACACAACAGUAAUAGAGAAUAAGAAUAAGUAAAUGUAUUGUAAUAAAUAAACUGAUAU